GGAACAGGUUUGCCCACUGUUUGGUCGGUCAGAUGCCUAUGUAUAACCUAGAGCGGGCUGUGCCUUUCACACUGUCUUCCGGGUUUGAGUGCAAAUUCACCACGAAUUUGACAGGAAGCACUUUAGUUAGGUUCAAGGACAGACGCGCUUGUAUAAGUUCCCACAUAUCCACAACAUAUCAUUCGCUCAGGCCUGUCUGCAAUUCUCAACCUGUUCUAGCUUCUUCCCUCCUUCUCUCCAUUCUAAGUCUUCAUCCCUGUACCAUUCAUUCCAGAUAUGAGCGCAUAUAAUCGCUCUAACAACACAUCGAGCACUUCUCCACCUUCUGACAGUCACCGUGCUUCCCCUCCCGAGUCAACCUCAUCUGUCGCCCUAAAUGUUUCCCAUUCUUCUUCCGCCCCUCUAGUCUCUCCCGACCUUGUCUCUCGUUUCAAUCCUCCGCCUGCGCCUCCCGCGCCGCCUCCACCUCCUCCUAUUCGUGCUCGUCUGCCAAUACCUAUUUCUCAUCGCGGAAGACCAUUAGCGCUAUCACCUGUGAUAACCGGCAACCCCAGUGGCAAAGCCUCUGUACUGUCAAGGCCGCAAGGCUAUUCUCAGGACGUCUUUUCCUCCGAAAAGGUCGUUCCUGAUGACGUCGAGACUAAAUGGGCCGUGAAGCAGAACAUGCCACAUGACCUGCCCAAUUAUCGUUCGACGGAUACCAAUGAACGACAAGAAACUCGGGCGGGUCUCCGAUGGUUGGAGACGGAACCAUAUCGUAGUGUUCCUGAGCAUAGUACCGGAAUCGAGACUCAAUCCAAUGAGGUCGACUAUGUUGGUCACCGCCCGUCUGAUGUUCGCGGGCGGAGUGCUUCAUUGGCGCGGUUUGAUCAUCCGUCUGGUAUACACAGACGAAGUGCUUCUCAGCAACCUUUUCGUGGUACAGAGUCUACCCUUCUCACGGAUCCCUCCAGUCGACUCCCGUCAAUAUAUUCCCAAGACUUCGCAGGGACCAGAAGCUUUUGGCCAGGCCCUGGCAUCUCCAAUGUUCACGCCCCUCCGGAAACACAAAAUCGCGUUGAUGCAUCUCAAGAUACUUCUCGAUAUCCCAUUGGACGUCAGGUGCAAGGUCUUUCCGACGACUCCGGCUAUCACACUGAUCCAUCUGGUUCUGCUUCAGCUAAGCAGAAUAGACCAGAAACGAUAUUAGAUGUAACGCGCAAGGCCCCUGGACGAUUCAGACAGGCGUUGCAGAAGUUCUUACCACAACAUCAGAGCCCUCGGCCUCAAAUGUCUGGCGAAUUAUCUUCCAAUCAGGAUGCCAAUGAUCAUCAUCCAGAAUGGACCACGGCCCCUCAUUCGACUACCCUUUCAGGAUCGCGCGGAAGUGAUUCUCCUGUCAGCUACCUUCGUGGCACCGACGCAGUUUCUAACGCUUCAGAUGCAACUAUCAAGGGAGAAGAUUUUGACGAUACAGGACCCGUCGCGAUUGCCAUGGAUACCACCGUCAGAAGCUCCCAUUAUGCGCAUGACACCUUCAAGACGAACGAUAACAGAGACGGCGAGGCUGUUCGGCUACCUGUCUCGGAUGAAUGGUCUACUGAAAAUGUUUCUCAUUCUGGACCGGAUGUGGAACAUAGCCGCCCAUCAGUAGAGGCAUUGAAGGAACUCCCUUAUGCUUUAUCUGACCAGCCCUUCAAUGCCCGCGACGCUAUUUCGAGGCACAUGAGUACUGGCGCACAAUCGGCACCUGGAUCUUUGGACUCUGGUGCUCAUAGCGAAGAGCUGGAGAAUGCCCGUCGUGAAUUAGCUCAAGCGCGGGACGACGAAGAGCAUGCAAGAAGGAAAGUGGAAGAAGCCAGGAGGAAGGUGGAAGAGGCUAUCCUACAAGGGAAAAACAGCCAGAAACAGUCUCUAGGAUUACCAGGUGGGCUUGAUAUAGACGAAGCGCAAAUGGCCAUUGACGCCAUUCACGAGAAACUUCGCAGUGGCUAUGGCACUGAUCCUGGUUCUAAGAUGAAAUUUUUGAGGCUUCUCACGAGGUUAUGUGUUGCAUACGACCUGUUUCCAGAGCAGUUGUACAUCGAGGCCCAAUGCGAGAACGGCGGACCUGUGAACGGCGGCAGUUUUGCGGACAUAUACGUAGGACGGUCCCAAAAAGAUCGAAAGGUGGCAUUGAAGCGGUUGCGAAUUUUCUUGACUACUAGUGAUGUUGGCAAAGCCAAAUUAAGGAGGAAUUUUUACCGUGAAGCAAUCCUUUGGGCACAUUGCCGCCAUCCGCAUGUGCUCCCAUUUCUAGGCCUCAAUACUACAAUCUUCCGAAGUGGAAUGUGUAUGGUAUCGCCCUGGAUGGAGCACGGCAACGUCUGUGAUUACGUCCGUCAACAUCCUCAAGACCGUUCCAUGGUUGAUAGCUGGAUCUGCGAAAUAGCACUCGGACUCGAGUACCUUCAUCAAGAAGAGAUAGCUCACGGUGAUUUACGGGCAGCUAAUGUACUUGUUGACGAUGAACUCCAUAUGCGCGUUGCAGACUUCGGAUUAGCGACUUUAUCAGACGAUUAUUUCAAGAUGACAACGAUCGACUCACAGCAACCCCAUUGGCUUGCACCAGAACUCCUGAUACCUACUCAUUUCGGUUUGCCACCUUCAACACAGCCUACCAAAGCCGGCGAUAUGUACGCAUUCGCAUGUGUAUGUUUUGAGCUAUACACAGGACGGCCGCCAUUUGCUAAUUUGGGGCCGCAUGAUAUCAUCGGCCAAAUCAUCAAGGAGAAACAGCCUGCUCGGCCAUUAUUCAACGCCGGUGCAGACAGUAUGUCUGACGACCUGUGGCAUGUGGUCUCCAUGUGUAUGCGAAUAAGAGCUGAGGAUCGCCUUACAGCAACUGCUGCUUCGACGAAGUUGGAAAGGUUGGUUGCUUUAGCGUAGUUAGAUUGGUAUCGUCGUGAAGCACCCCCAGCCACUUGUCCACAAGGAUCACACCUAAAGAGUAGCCACUCAAAUCAACGCACUUGCCAGAGUUGUUGCCCAAAAACGGGAGACACCUACCAGUUUAUUGAUGCUUCAUUGAUGGGCGACAGAGGACGUUGCAGAAUGUACACUAAUUGAUCGCUGCAAAAUUAUCUCCAGAGUUGAGGGCC
Somion occarium is the source of this 3119-nucleotide messenger RNA. NCBI's taxonomy places the organism in Eukaryota, Fungi, Basidiomycota, Agaricomycetes, Polyporales, Cerrenaceae. The record is from the annotation of a GenBank genome assembly.